UUUGGCAGGUGUCCCUGCACACAACCCAAAGCCCGCGCCUUCUCCCGCCGCAUUUAGCAUGCUGCGCGCAGUUCUCUCCGCGGCCGCCAUUCUUCCCGCUUCUACCGCCCGCGCCUGCUCCGCCAUUACAGCUCCGCCGCGCUCAUCCCUAACUCUUCCCGGCGCAUUUCCGAACUCUUCCUGCUCAUCCCCCGUCGUUUCCGGUCUCGCGUGCGGCGCUCGUUGCAUGGCCAGCAAAGACAAGAAGAAGAAGCAACCACUUGGCGGCGGCGGCGGCGGCGGCGACGGUGGCGGAGGGGGGGGGUUGAGCGGCGGGAAGAGCGGGGGCGGAGGGGAGUCGGCGGCUCUACCAGGGUUUCUGCGCGUGACGGCGAGCGGUGCCGUGUCCGUGGCCAUUCACGCCAAGCCUGGGUCGAAACAGGCCGCCGUGAUGAGUCUUACGGGAGACGCAGUGGGAGUGGCCAUUGAUGCCCCUGCAAGGGAAGGCGAGGCAAACGCGGCUAUACUGGAGUUCAUGGCUGAUGUGCUUGGAGUGCGCAAGCGACAAGUAAGCCUGCAAAUAGGGUCAAGGUCGCGAGAGAAAGUGGUUCUUGUGGAGGGUGUAUCCGCACAAGAGGCGCUCUCUUCCCUUCAAAGAGCAAUGGGAACUAGGGAAUGACACUAGUAGUAGGGAUAUUACAAUUUACAACGUUAUGAUAUACCUCCACCUAAGUAUAUAUUACACAACA
Molecule: messenger RNA, 728 nt
Organism: Closterium sp. NIES-67
Lineage: Eukaryota; Viridiplantae; Streptophyta; Zygnematophyceae; Desmidiales; Closteriaceae
Source: the annotation of a GenBank genome assembly